AAGUCGGAAUGUUUUGGGUGAUGCACGUAUUGUUAAGGAAGUUGUCUUCAACCAUGCUCAAAAUAAAACUCCCAUCUCUUUUAGCUGAAUAAUAACGGUUUUAAAUAACAUAUCGGGGUUGUCGCACAGCGUGCACACAGGUUUGGGUCAUCACAGUCGCUAGUAAUGAAACUAAAAGAGUUGGAGAGUUGGCUACAGCAAGUGGACGCGUUUGAAGAGCCAAAAAUUCUUCUUGAGCAAUAUCCAACCAGUCCUCAUAUUGCUGCAUGCAUGCUUUAUACAAUCCAAAACACGUUUAAUGACAUUGAGGGUAAACUAGUGGCAGAUCUGGGAUGUGGCUGUGGAGUCUUGAGCAUCGGGGCUGCGAUGCUGGCUGCAGGUUUGUGCGUCGGCUUCGACAUUGACAACGAUGCACUGGACAUAUUCAGAAGAAAUGCAGAGGAAUUUGAAAUUUCUAAUGUGGACCUGGUCCAGUGUGACCUGUGUUCUCUGGAGGCAGAGGCGUAUGCCAAAAAGUUUGACACCGUAAUAAUGAAUCCACCAUUUGGGACAAAACACAACCAAGGCAUGGACAUGAAGUUCUUGUGGGCUGCUAUAACAAUGGCAAAGACAGCAGUGUAUUCACUCCAUAAAACAUCAACACGAGAGCACAUACAAAAGAAAGCUAAUGGCUGGGGAGUGAAAAUGGAAGUAAUAGCAGGUAAGAAUAAUACAGUACAUCUUUUCUCUAAAAUAUUCAAACACUUACUAUGUACUCUCUUUACAGAACUAAGAUAUGACUUGCCAGCAUCUUACAAGUUCCACAAAAAGAAGUCGAUCUUGAGCUGACGUUUCUCAAUCAAAACAGCAUCUGUCCACUGUAGAUACAUUUUAAACCAAGAAGCAGUACAACCUACCUUGAUAACACAAGCAUCUCAUUGUCUUUGAAUGAUUUUAUGUCUGAACGUUCAAGGAACUGCUUAGAUGAAUCUUCUGUGUCAAAACAGAUAAACACUGAUCCCUGUAAAAGAAUAACUUCAAGUAAUUAGAAAAACGUCGCCAGAUUCACUGGAAAAACAUUCAAUUGGAAUUGUUAAAUAUAUUUAAUUUACCUUGAACUGCCUUUGCAGGUUUCUCCUCAUCUGAAUGUUUUCUAUUGCACCUUUCCCAUUCAGCCACUCCUGAAUCUCAUCAAGGGAAGUUUCGAGAGGAAACCCUUUCUAGAUGAGAAAAAGUAAAGAAUAUAAUCACAAUAUGUACAAAAAUGUGACAGCAUUUAUGUACAUUUAGCACAAAUACGGAGUGCCAUGACAUGCAGAUGUUAGCUAAGAAAACACCUGGUCUAUAGUUUAUAGAAUGUAAAUGUAUACUCUUAGGUACACCUAGCUACAUCAGUCUCUAACAGUCCUGCAAUAUACUCUACCUUUAAGAAGGUUAUAAUGUUCAGUUCUAGUUGAAACUGUUUUAGAGAGGUGUUGUUCAACUGAGGAUGUAGGCGUGUUACUUUUAGUUUUUCCUGCCGAUUUAUAUCAAAGAGCAUAGGCUAAAAGACAGAAACACCUCUCUGUUCAAGUACAGUUGAACCAACACCUCUCUAAAACAACAAAAACUGAAAAUUAGAACCUUUAUGAAAGUGAAAUAUUUCACAGAACGUUUGUAUUACACUGUAUUAGUUUUAGCUAGGUGUACCUAAAAAAUAAAUACAUGUUUUAAUUAAAAUAAGAAUUCUAAAUUAGUGUGCAUUCCAUUGAAAAACUUACUAUGUACACAGAUUUGUGUUUAAGAGCAUCUUUGUAAUCAUCGUUCACUUCGGGUAAGGGUUUGUUUGGAGACCUCCUGAUUUUAGUUUUGUCUUCACUCAUUUCCAGGAGGCCAGUCUUUGAUUUCUGGAGAGCUUCAACGAUGACGUUGGUUUCUGUAGUUAAAAUUUUCAAUCUGGGAAGAGAUUACAGACGUUUCAACAAAUACUCUGAACUCAAAAGGGGAAUAAAGGCAAUUUAUUACUA
This is a messenger RNA of Sander lucioperca (pikeperch), 1985 nucleotides long. It is a transcript of the gene mettl5, whose product is annotated as methyltransferase like 5. The record is from RefSeq and is a predicted model, not a curated record. The coding region runs from base 166 to 828 and encodes 220 amino acids. The transcript is spliced from 7 exons. Gene Ontology annotation, molecular function: nucleic acid binding; rRNA (adenine-N6-)-methyltransferase activity. Gene Ontology annotation, biological process: rRNA methylation. NCBI's taxonomy places the organism in Eukaryota, Metazoa, Chordata, Actinopteri, Perciformes, Percidae.